AGAAUGUGUAUACCCGACUUCAUCUCAUCUCAUUAGUCAUAAAUAGAACACUUUUAGACGACAAAUAAAAAAAGUGUACAUAAAAUAAAUUCGACAAAAUAAAUAACUGACUUGACUAAUGUUGACGCCUAAGAGGGUAUUCUUAAACUACAAAAAACUAAGAAAAGAUAUUGUAUUAUUUAUUCAAUGAAUUCACUUCUUUCAUUGAUAGUUACUCUUUGUCUUAUUUUCACUCAAGUAAAUGCACUUGAUUUUCAUGAUUUUGAUCUUUUUGAAGAUUCACAAAAUUUCGAGCAAGACAUUGAUUCAUUCAUUGAAUUGUUUGAUGAUGAUGAAUCAAUGGACCUUCUUCUUAAUGACUUUUCAUUAAGUUCAAUUGGAAGUGCCAUAGGAAGAGCUGUUGACAAAGGAACUAAAUGGUUAGCAAAGAAUGGAGAAGCUAUUUCAAAUACUCUCGGUAAGGUUGCAGAUGUUGCAGGAACUGUUGGUAAAGUAGCUGGUACAGUUUCUAGUGUUGCAGGAAAAGUUGCAUCAUUUGUACCAAUUCCACAAGUAAAAGCAGCAGCUGGAGCUAUUGCAGCAGGUGCUAAAGCUGUACAAGGAGUAUCAAAAGUAGUAGAAAAAGGUGCAAGAAUAGGACAAAAAGUAGUGAAUGUAGCAACGACCGCAUCUAAGGCGUAUCAAGACAUAAAGAAUGGAAAGUCUAGUAGUUCAAGCAGUUCGAGUAGUUCUACUAGUUCAAGUAGUUCGAGUUCUAAAGGAAGUAAAUCUUCAAAAGGUGGAAAUCCAAUUUCAAAUCUCGUUAAUAAAGCUAAAGGUAUUAAUAAUAAAGUUCAAGGUAUUGCUAAAAAAGCUGGUAAAGUUGGUAAAACAAUUUCUAAAGUUGCAAACACUGUUAGUAAAUAUUCUGGUAAAGCAGGUAAAUUUGGAAAGGCUAUUAGUUCAGCUGCCAAUAAAGUAAAUAAAAUUGGUAAGGCUAUUAGUAAAACUUCCAAUACUGUUAGUAAAGCAAGUAAAAAAGUUGGUAAAUUCUUGGGUGGUGGAAAGAAAUCAAAAGGAGCUUCUAAAAAAGCUUCAAAACCUAAAAAAGUAUCUAAGCCUAAAAAAGUAUCUAAGCCUAAAAAAGUUUCAAAACCAAAGAAGGUAUCUAAACCAGCAAAACCUGCUAAAAGUAGGUCCAAAAAAUCUAAAAAGUAACAAAAUAAAAUAUCUAGUCAUUUCUGACAAUUCUUUCAUUUUUGAAGUUAUAAUUCAAUUUUGUUUGUUCA
Molecule: messenger RNA, 1268 nt
Organism: Entamoeba histolytica HM-1:IMSS
Lineage: Eukaryota; Evosea; Mastigamoebida; Endamoebidae
Exons: 1
Coding region: 187-1197 (336 amino acids)
Source: RefSeq, a predicted model, not a curated record